Molecule: messenger RNA, 1464 nt
Organism: Tricharina praecox
Lineage: Eukaryota; Fungi; Ascomycota; Pezizomycetes; Pezizales; Pyronemataceae
Product: ketoacyl synthase domain-containing protein
Exons: 5
Coding region: 50-1330 (426 amino acids)
Biological process (GO): fatty acid biosynthetic process
Molecular function (GO): 3-oxoacyl-[acyl-carrier-protein] synthase activity
Source: RefSeq, a predicted model, not a curated record
CCGCCUCAACACCACACACGUCCGCCACCUCCCCCGCCCUCCACCACCAAUGCGCCGCGUAGUAGUAACGGGACUCGGAGCGGUAACCCCUUUGGCAGUGGGCGUCCGCCACACGUGGAAGCGCCUGCUUGACUCUCAAUGCGGCGUCGUCUCGCUCCGCGGCCGCGACAAGGCCUUCGAAGACCUCCCCAGCCAGGUUGCGGCGCUCGUUCCCGCCGGCUCAAAGGCUGAUGGUGGCUGGAACCCGAAGGAGUGGUUGGCGCCAGGCGACGAACGCCGCAUGGCCCUCUUCUCGCAAUACGCCAUCGCCGCCGCCGAAGAAGCCCUAACCGACGCCGGCUGGACCCCCAGCAGCGAGCAUGAGCGGGAGCGCACAGGCGUGUGCAUCGGCUCGGGCAUCGGUAGUCUCCAAGACGCCUACGACACGUCGCUCGCCUUCUCCACGGGCGGCUACAAAAAGCUGUCCGCACUAUUCGUCCCACGCCUGUUAAUCAACCUCGCAGCAGGGCACAUAACGCUCAAGCACGGUUUCCGCGGUCCCAAUCACGCCGUAUCAACCGCGUGCACGACAGGCGCACACAGCAUCGGCGACGCCUCCCGGUUCAUCCAAUUCGGGGACGCGGACGUGAUGGUAGCAGGCGGGGCGGAGGCGUGCGUGCACCCAUUGGCCAUCGCCGGGUUCGCGCGCGCCAAGUCGCUCGCCACCGCAUGGAACGCCGAUCCUGCGGCGUCAAGCCGCCCGUUCGACCGCGACCGCGCGGGAUUCGUCAUCGGCGAGGGCGCCGGCGUCAUGGUGCUCGAGGAGCUGGAGCACGCGAGGCGCCGCGGCGCAAGGAUCUAUGCCGAGGUCAGGGGCUAUGGGCUCAGUGCCGAUGCUCACCAUAUCACCGCGCCGCCAAAGGAUGGCGGCGGCGCGCUGCUGAGUAUGCGGCGCGCACUGGUGCAUGCAGGGAUCGCGCCGGAGAAGGUCGACUAUGUUAAUGCUCAUGCGACUAGCACGAUGCUGGGCGAUGCAGCGGAGAAUGCGGCGAUCAAGACGCUGUUUGCUGGCGCAAGGAGUGGCAAGCAGAUUACCGUUUCGAGCACGAAGGGCGCCGUCGGACAUCUGCUUGGUGCUGCGGGCGCGGUCGAGUCGCUGUUCACGGUGCUGGCUGUGAGCGAGAAUGUACUUCCGCCGACACUCAACCUGGAUAAUCCCGGUGAUCCAGCGGAGGACUUUGAUUGCAACUAUGUUCCUAAGACUGCGCAGGAUCACAAGGUGAACGUGGCUGUGUCCAAUAGCUUUGGGUUCGGCGGAACGAAUGCUAGUCUGUGCUUUGCGAAGAUGUAGUAGAGUGGCUGGGUAGAGACAACGAGUUUUGUAUAUUAUGGAUCUGUUUUGCCAUACCAUAACUCAAAUCAGGUAGAUACCUAGAAGAAGGGUGUCAUGUGUGAGUCACACAAUUCUACACUAUAUGUACAAAA